Eimeria mitis is the source of this 1236-nucleotide messenger RNA. RefSeq lists its product as uncharacterized. NCBI's taxonomy places the organism in Eukaryota, Apicomplexa, Conoidasida, Eucoccidiorida, Eimeriidae. The record is from RefSeq and is a predicted model, not a curated record.
AUGGCUCUGCGAGUGUUUCUGCUGCUGCUGCUGCUGCUGCUCCUGGGUGGAGCACAGGAAAUCCCGCAUGCAGCAGCAGCAGCAGCAGCAGCAGCAGGAGCUGCAGCAGCUAGUGGAGCGGCUGGCGGACAGCAGCAGCAGCAGCAGCAGCAGCAAACGCAGCAGCAGCAGCAGCAAGGCGGAGGGCCCCUUCCUGCAGCAGCAGCAGCAGCCACAGCACCCGCAACAGCAGCAACACCGACAGGAGUAGCAGCAGCGCCUGCUGCUGCUGACCCUGCUGCAGCUGGAGUCUCGACGCAGCAGCUGCAGCAGCAGCUGCAGCAGCUGGAAGACCUCGAGCAAAAGAUGCAGCAGCUGCAGCAGCUGCAGCAGCUGCUGCAGCAGCAGCAACAACAACAACCCCAGCAGCAACAGCCGCAGCAACAACAACAACCCCAGCAGCAACAGCCGCAGCAGCUGCAGCAGCCGCAGCAGCUGCAGCAGCCGCAGCUGCAGCAGCAGCUGCAGCAGCAACCGCAGCAGCAACAGCAGCAACAGCAGCUGCCGCAGCAGCCGCAGCAGCCGCGGAAGCCUGAGCACCAAGUGCUGCUGCAGCUGCAGGAGAUGGUAGAGAGAGAGCAGUUGGCGAAUAAGGCGCAGCAACAGCAACAGCAACAGCAGCAACAGCAGCAGCAGCAGCAACAGCAGCAACAGCAGCAGCAGCAGCAGCAGCCGUUGAGCGUCAGCAGCGUGACAGGGGGGCUGAAUAUGAAGGAGCUGUUCGAUCUAGCGCACCAAGCCCUGGAGAAGAAGAGUGCUGCUGCUGCUGCUGCUGCUGCUGCUGCUGCUGCUCCUGCUCCUGCUGUUCCUGCUCCCGCUGCUGCUGCUGCUCCCACUGCCGCUGCUCCUGCUGCUGCUGCUCCUGCUGCUGCUCCUGCUGCUGCUGCUGCUGCUGCUGCUGCUCCUGCUGCUCAGCAAGGUGAUGGUACUCCUUCUGUUGCUGUUGCUGCUUUGAUGUCGCCGCGAAGCCCCUUAGAUGCAGCAGCAGAAGCAGCAGCAGCAGGGAUGGAAGCAGCAGCAGAACCAGACAAACACAUCAUGAAGCAGCUACAGCUCCUCACAAACACCAGCAGCAGCAGCAGCAGCAGCAGCAGCGCAGCAGCAGCAGCAGCAGCAGCAGCGACAGCAGCAGCAGCAGCGACAGCAGCAGCAGCAGCAGCGAAGACGAGGAUGAUGAACAGUAUUGUAAAAUCCUAA